This is a messenger RNA of Elaeis guineensis (African oil palm), 1387 nucleotides long. The record is from RefSeq and is a predicted model, not a curated record. Lineage: Eukaryota; Viridiplantae; Streptophyta; Magnoliopsida; Arecales; Arecaceae.
UUCAGACUGCAAGCUUGAUUCAGAUGGACAUCGUUUCUUUGGAAAUAUUGGACGUCAGGCCAAUCCUAUAUAUAUUUUCCCCAGAGGCCCUUCUCCUUCCGAACCUACAGAACUGAAGCAAGUAAGAACCAAACGAAGCAUGGGUUGCUGCAGUCCAAAAACAUCCUCUCCGAUGAGGCAAAACAGCUGCAAAGAAGAAGUACUUCUUCACAUUCCAGGAGCUUCAGUCCACCUUCUGGAAGACAGAGAGGUAUUUGAGCUUGCCAGAGGAGACUUCACCAUCCUAAGGAUCAUUGAGCAAGAUGCUGUUCUUGCUACCAUUAUAAGGAUUGGCUCCGACCUCCGGUGGCCCCUGACCAAAGAUGAGCCCGUUAUCAAGCUCGACCAAGUCCACUAUCUCUUUACUUUGCCGGAUAAGGAUGGUGGCUUCUUGAACUAUGGAGUCUCAUUUGCCGCACCUGAUGGCCGCUUGGCUUCUCUUGAUAUGUUUCUUAAGGAAAACACAUGCUUUUCUACACCUGCGGAUGCUUCUUCCACAAUGAAACCCCCACCUUCUUAUGAUGUUUAUUGGAAGGAUUGUGCACCGAGGGUUGAAGAUUAUAAUGGGGUGUUGGCGAAGGCAAUUGCUGGUGGGACUGGUGAGAUUGUGAAGGGGAUAUUUAAGUGCAGCAACGCUUACAACAGUCAGAUUCAGAAAGGGGCAGAUCUGAUGCAGCCUAAAGCUGUGGGUGGCCAGAACAGUGUAUCUGAUGGAAGGGAUAGAACUGAUAGAAGUUCUGAAGCAAAAAAAAAUCGUGGCGAAAUCAAUAGGAGUCUCCGAAGGGUGAGGAAGCUGUCAGAAAUGACUGAGAAGAUGAGCAGGUCUUUGCUGGAUGGUGUUGUUCUGGUCACUGGCUCUGUGGGCGCACCACUUGUUCGAUCUAAAGCUGGAAAGUGUUUCUUCUCUAUGCUUCCCGGAGAGGUUCUCCUGGCCUCAUUGGAUGCUGUUAACAAGGUUUUGGAUGCAGUAGAGAUUGCUGAAAGAAGAACAAUUGCUGCCACCUCUCAUGUUGUUGCAGGGGCUGUGUAUAAGAGGUUUGGAGAAGGUGCUGGAGAGGCGACCGAAGAUGCGUUUGCCACAGCCGGCCACGCCAUUGGAACAGCUUGGAACAUAUUCAAGAUGAGGAAAGCCCUCAAGCCUUCUUCUCUUCCUUCAACUGUAGCAAGGAAUUGUUUGAGGAAGUAACUGAUCUAAUAGCCACCUCUACUUCAUUCCUGGAAGUGGAUAUGCGUGGUUGAUUUGGCACUCUAAAGAAGAGAUGUUAUAUGUGUGAAGAACUCAAUGUAACUAUAAAAUAUUAAUGACCCACUUUAUGCUAUGUUCUUGGCAUAUGGUUCUGAUUCAGUA